Molecule: messenger RNA, 912 nt
Organism: Micromonas pusilla CCMP1545
Lineage: Eukaryota; Viridiplantae; Chlorophyta; Mamiellophyceae; Mamiellales; Mamiellaceae
Exons: 1
Coding region: 1-912 (303 amino acids)
Source: RefSeq, a predicted model, not a curated record
AUGUCGACCGCGCGCCGCAGAGCGUCGGCGCGUCCGUCGACGCAUCCGCAGUCGGGCGCGCCGAGCGAAAUCCUCGACGACGACGCGCAGGAGGCUGUCGUCGUCGCCGUCGAGCGCGACGCCGCGCGCGCGUCCGCGCUGUGGCGCUCCGCGUUCGGCCUCGCCGCGCUCGUCGCGGGGGGAUACUUCGCCGUCCUCGCCGCGCGCGCGCUCGGGAGCCGACGCGUCGCGAUAUGGCGAGGGGUGCGUCGUCGCGUCGCCGUCGCCGUCGUCGCCGUCGUCGCCCCGUCUCGUCUCGCGUCGCCGACCCCCCCUCCUCCUCCUCCUCCUCCUCCUCCCCUCCUCCGCAGCCCGUGCACGCGGAGUUCUACGGCGCCAUCUCGCCGUCGUUCCUCGCCGCGCUGGACGGCGCGACCGCGAUCGUCGGCGUUCUCUCCGGCCUCGCGUGCGCGUGGCCGGUCGAUCGAUCGUCGGCACGUCCUCCUCACACUGGUUCCCAUACGACCCCGAUGGCGUGGUGAACGCCGAUCCUUAAGGACAAUGCCCGGCGCAUCUCUCCGCACAUCCCUUGCGUUCAAACCCCGACCGCGUUGCCUUUCAACUCCAUCUGACGCCUUUCAACUCCACCCCGAGAAGAGCGACGGGAAAAACGACAACGACGGCGUCGGACCCGGGACCCGGCCCUCGUCCUCCGCGACAACAGAGCGACGCCGCGCGCUCGCGUUCUCGUUCGCGCUCGCGCUCGCAAUGUGCGCCGGCCUCGCGUGGGUGUUCGCGAUCGAGCGCGUGGGGAUCGCGGCCGCGGCGAAGCGCGCGGCGGCGUUCGGAAAGAGAGGCGCGGCGGCGGCGGACGCGGACGCGAAGGCGCGUCCUCCUCACACUGGUUCCCAUACGACCGCGUCGGCGUGGUGA